Bactrocera latifrons is the source of this 1279-nucleotide messenger RNA. It is a transcript of the gene Nubp1, whose product is annotated as cytosolic Fe-S cluster assembly factor NUBP1 homolog. The transcript is spliced from 2 exons. Gene Ontology annotation, molecular function: ATP binding; 4 iron, 4 sulfur cluster binding; ATP-dependent FeS chaperone activity. Gene Ontology annotation, cellular component: cytosol. Lineage: Eukaryota; Metazoa; Arthropoda; Insecta; Diptera; Tephritidae. The coding region runs from base 274 to 1218 and encodes 314 amino acids. The record is from RefSeq and is a predicted model, not a curated record. Gene Ontology annotation, biological process: iron-sulfur cluster assembly.
AAUUUGCAAUAUUGACUGUGGGAUGAUUCAGAAGUUAACAUCUAUUGCCGGUAGAGACCCUAAGUUACAAUGGUUUUGUGUAAUAAUGAUUUAACAAUUAAUGAUAAAUAAUCUUUAAAAAGAUUUAGACAUAAGUUGUCUAAAAUUAACAAGUGGAAGCCGUAUUAGUUGGUUCAUUAUAAAACUUGGUUGAUGAAUAAAAACAGCACACGGGAGUUUUUCAGCUAACUAGCAGCACGUUUAUAUUGACAAUUUAACCUGGCUGGAGGGACGAUGGAAGCUGAACCGGAGAACUGUCCGGGAGUUGGUACAGAGAAUGCAGGCAAAUCUAGCGCUUGCGCUGGUUGCCCCAAUCAAGCAUUAUGCAGUGAUCCAAAUACCAAAUUUGAAGAUCCCGGGAAAGCGCUUGUAGCUGAAGCAAUGCGUGAAGUCAAACAAAAACUGCUCAUCCUUUCUGGGAAAGGUGGUGUUGGCAAAAGUACUGUCACUACUUUAUUAUCACGUUACCUAUCCCGCAAAUACCCCGAACAUAAUUUUGGAGUUUUAGACGUUGAUAUAUGUGGCCCAUCGCAACCGCGUUUGCUUGGUGUUGAGGGAGAAAAUGUACACCAGUCGGGUUCUGGAUGGUCACCAGUUGGUGUGGAUGACAAUUUAUGCCUUAUGUCAAUUGGAUUUCUUCUCGGUUCACAAGACGAUGCCAUCAUUUGGCGGGGUCCUAAAAAAAAUGGCAUGAUUCGCCAAUUUUUAAGUGAAGUAGACUGGGGAAAAUUGGAUUUGCUAUUAUUGGAUACACCACCUGGAACUUCAGAUGAACAUUUAAGUAUUGUGUCAUAUUUACGAAAUAAUGAGGCUCCUGAUUCUUUAAAAGCUUUAAUAGUAACAACACCACAAGAAGCUUCUUUAUUGGAUGUGCGAAAAGAAAUAAAUUUUUGCAAGAAACAGAAUUUGCCUAUAUUGGGUGUAAUAGAGAAUAUGUCUGCAUUCCGUUGUAGUUGUGGAGAAACGUCUGAGAUAUUUCCAGCAAAAACAGGGGGCGCUGCAGCGAUGUGUUCGGAAAUGAAUGUACCGUAUUUAGGUGCACUGCCAUUAGAUCCGGAAGUGACUAAAGCUUGUGAUUUGGGUGAAGACUUAACUAACAUAACAAAUUCAACUACAGAUGCUCUAGUCAGUAUCUGUCAAAAAAUUAUUGAGACUUUAGAAAUUAAAGAAGUCUAUUAAAGUUUAUAUAAAAUAAAGUUCAAAGCACGAGGGGAAAAUAAAAAGAUAUGUACUUUUUCCA